AUUCAUAUGUGAGACAAAGCGUGUUGUUCCUGGACUCAUCUCCGCUUCUUCGUUCAUGAUCGAUCGUACCAAGAUGGUUCAAUGGAAGAGGUUGUUUGGCCUCGAUGGCACGUAAGUCAUGUCCCGAUCACAAGCUACCCCACCCGGAUUAGCUUCUGUGCUGCUUCGUCUUUGCCGUUGUAAAAAGACCUCUCGCUGAUUAUUUAUUUCUUACGGCUUUUAGGGAAGAUCGGCAUUUUUGGUCUCAGGAGGCUGCGAGACGUAUGUACAAUCUUGGUUCUUGCUGCUUUGAGUUCCUCUCAACGGUUGGCUAAUUGUUGCUCCCAAUAGUAUUGCCAGUCCACCACGAUGAGAGCAUUCCGUCCGCGAUGCCGGCUGCCGAAGUCACGAAGGUUGCGCUCCGACUGAGAUACCUGAUUGAGGAGAGUGUGCCGUGUGAAUUGGAUGAGAACUUGAUUACACGUCCGCACAGCAGAAUCAUUACACCCAAGGUUAUCAAGGCAGCCAAGGAGGCCGGUGGUCCGCAAUACGGAGCAUGUGUUGUCUACGCAUUGCUGGUUAACAAGAGAUGGUUCAAGAAACAAGCUACCUUGGAGCUUUGGGAUGCCGAUUUACACAAUGUUCGAGCGACGGCUUGCGAAGUGAUUGCGAAGGCGCUGUGAGUAGCUCGCUGUUCGGGUUAAGGAUGGAAACUGAUAGGAUAUUGUAGUAUCGAGAACGAAGAUAGCACCGAUUACCUACUCCAAGAUAUCCUUCUCAAGCGAUACUCCAUCAUUGUGGAUGGCGAGCAGACACACCCAACGAAUGUGAUUGAGCGAGCCGUGGAUCUACAUGCGCUCAGGGUUACCGGUUCAUCAGGAUACCAAAAAUGUGUCAACUACCUUUGGAGAGGCUGGCUCGUCCAAGACGAAAACGACCCUUCUCGAUUCGUAGACUACAAAAAGAAAGAUAAUACCAACUACUGGACUCACGUACACCCCGAUCGAAUGCGCGCACCACUCUACCAGAAUGCCACUCAAAUCGUCAUUUCUCUCAUCUACCUCGGUCUCUACACCGGAGCCAUCAACACCGUCAAUCCUACGGGAGACUUGGACAUUGUCGAGGUCUUUCUGUAUAUUUUCACCCUGGGCUUCUUGUGCGAUGAGUUCUCUAAGGUGUAUAAGGUGGGACGGUUUUAUAUUGGGUUUUGGAAUGUGUUCAAUUUGAUUCUCUAUGGACUGCUUACUACGAGUUUGGUUACGAGGAUUAUUGCUCUCGGUCAUCCGGUUGGGGAGGAUAAGAGAGGACAUUUUAACGAGCUUAGUUAUAAUUUCUUGGGUAAGUCGGACGUUUUUGCGAUAUAAGCACUCCUAUCUCGACUAUUGACUUGAUGGAUGUAAUCUUUACUAAUUUUGACAGCCUUCUCUGCUCCAAUGUUCUGGAUGAGAUUAUUGCUCUAUCUCGACUCAAUCCGCUUCUUCGGAGCAAUGCUGGUAGUGUUGAAAGUCAUGAUGAAAGAGUCACUCAUAUUCUUUGCCCUCCUCUUCGUCAUUGUCAUAGGAUUCUUACAAGCGUUUGUCGGAAUGGACAACGUUGAUAACAAUGCCGAUGUAAGCCUUUUACAUCCUCUUCUAUUAACCAACUAACAAGAACUAGGCAACAAUGUUCAUCCUUCAAUCCAUGGCCAACGCUUUAAUGGGUUCCCCUGACUUCAGCGGCUUCGACAACUUCGCUCCGCCCUUCGGAAUAAUCCUCUACUACAUUUUUACCUUCCUUAUCAUGGUAAUUCUCCUCAACGUCCUGAUCGCACUCUACAACUCGGCCUACGAAGACAUAACCACCAACGCAAUCGACGAAUACAUGGCGCUCUUCGCCCAAAAAACCAUGCAAUUCGUCCGCGCACCCGACGAAAACGUCUUCAUCGCCCCCCUCAACCUCAUCGAAAUCUUCUGUCUCAUCCUCCCCUUCGAAUGGUGGAUGUCCCGCAAGGUCUACGCAAAACUCAACGAUUGCGUGAUGGCUAUCAUAUAUAGUCCCUUGCUGUUCAUCGCGGCCUACUUCGAGACCCGCAGUGCGAUUAGUGUCCGGGGCAAUCGCAAGCGAGGCGAGGAGGACGAUGAUACGAUUGAGGAGUGGGAGCAGAUGGCUGAUUCGUGUGACUUUGAGGGAGAAGGGUGGUUGAAGACGGUUGCGGAUGUGAAGCCGGAUGUGGAGAGGGAUGCGGCUACGAUUGAGGUUCGGAAGUUGAGGAGUGAGGUGGGGGAGUUGAAGGAGUUGCUUGAGAAGCUUUUGAAGAGGGGGGAGGGGGAGAAUGGAUCUUAA
This is a messenger RNA of Hymenoscyphus albidus, 2301 nucleotides long. Lineage: Eukaryota; Fungi; Ascomycota; Leotiomycetes; Helotiales; Helotiaceae. The record is from the annotation of a GenBank genome assembly.